Molecule: messenger RNA, 831 nt
Organism: Didymella exigua CBS 183.55
Lineage: Eukaryota; Fungi; Ascomycota; Dothideomycetes; Pleosporales; Didymellaceae
Exons: 2
Coding region: 146-697 (183 amino acids)
Source: RefSeq, a predicted model, not a curated record
CUGGGCGCGGAAGUGAGGGCGGGCUGUCGUGUUUCAGGCCGCCGAACAUUCUUGCAGACCUCACCUGCACGACACACAAGCUUCUCGCUCCCUUCCAAGGGUUGUGUAAUAAUUCGAUACGAGAUGCAGCCGGUAUACGACGCGCAUGCGGGCCUCUGCGGCUUGCCACUGCGCAGCUUGCCAGCUCGCCGCGCACUUUGACCAAGACACGAGCAGCCCCCCAACAAUACGCCGACGCCAGAUGGCAACAGCGCGAGGUAAAUACCAAGUGCUGCUCGUGUGCAUGACUCUGCUACACGAUUGCCAGUCUCAAAUGCUCGGCGUUGCUGUCAUUUCCCGGCUGUUCUUGUCUCGGAUACCAAGCGCUGUCGUUGUUUCAGUCGCUUUCCCGUCUGUCAACCUCGCCCUCUCGGACUUGAUUUUGCGCAUUUAUUCAACGAGGCUGUGCAGCAGCAGGGCGAACGCGCAACUGUGCUCCAACAAGACUCUUGUCAAGAAGGCGUUGUUGUCAGCUAUUGGGAGGCUGCCCCUGACCAAGGCUGGGCGUAUGCAAAGCGCGCCGCUCACCAUUCAUACCCGGGCCUUGGCCGCUUGGCCUGACCUCCCGCUGCGAUUGCUGCCGCCACCCGCCAACACCGCAGGACUUGGCUUGGAGCCCGCCAGGCAAGACGAUAAGGGUUGGCAGUUCCACAUGUAGGAUGUCGGGGCCUACCAAGACAUUGGGGCUUCUGCUUCAAAUAACUUUACUCCCGGACUCCGUUUUCUCUCUUUCAAUGCCUUUUGUUUGACCGUCUUCAACCAAACCCGUUCCUCUUUACCAGUCACUCGUUA